AUGACAACUUCAAAUUUCUCUAUCGAAGACUUGGCCAAUUCUUUAAUCGGAAGACUUGACCGUCGAAGGAUAUUUCCACCUUAUUACAAUAAUCCAGAAGGUUUCGUAUCACCGGCAACUUCAAUCACCAACAGUUCGUGCAGGAGACCGAGGCGCCCACCGAAUGCGUUUUUAUUAUGUAGAAAGAAUGUCCAUCAAGAAGCUAAAAGACGAGGAUCUUGCAAUAUGAGAGUUAUUAGUAAAGUAACAGGAAUUCUCUGGCGAAAUGCAUCCCUAGAGGAGAAGGAAGUUUAUGAGAGACUGGUAUUGUAUUAA
Molecule: messenger RNA, 315 nt
Organism: Cetraspora pellucida
Lineage: Eukaryota; Fungi; Glomeromycota; Glomeromycetes; Diversisporales; Gigasporaceae
Source: the annotation of a GenBank genome assembly